Haliotis rufescens (red abalone) is the source of this 1111-nucleotide messenger RNA. Its product is annotated as HHIP-like protein 2. Bases 1 to 633 code for a protein of 210 amino acids. Lineage: Eukaryota; Metazoa; Mollusca; Gastropoda; Lepetellida; Haliotidae. The transcript is spliced from 7 exons. The record is from RefSeq and is a predicted model, not a curated record.
AUGGCUGCCAGAGCUAUAGCCAUGUAUCAAAGCCGUCGUGAUCAGAGAUACCCGCCUGGUGAGCGGCGAAUAUUCUGUGGCGACCCAGGGGCGCGAGCUUAUGAAGAGAUCGACGUCAUCCGCAGCGGCAGGAACUACGGCUGGAACAUCAAGGAGGGGAACGAGUGCUUCGACAGCUCCAAGUGCAGCAAUGGAACAAUAGAGAACGAAGCACUGCCGAUCUACGUGUACAAUCACACCAACCUCUUUCAUGCCGUCGUCGGGGGAUAUGUGUACAGAGGCAAGAAGCUUCCUGAUCUGUACGGGCGCUAUCUGUACGGAGACGCCAUGACAGGAGUCAUGUCGGCAUUGACCGAGGGCAGCGACGAUUGUCCGUGCGGUGCCAGGGCGCGACCUAGAAACUUCAUACUGACCUUUGGUCAAGAUGAACAAGGGGAGAUGUACCUUUUGACGACGUCUUCAAUAACGGCGUUCAAAGACGACGGCGUUGCUUUGAAAAUAGUGUCAUCACUUGGGGAGAAGGCGGUAACUUGUGGGUGUGGUGGCAGGGGCGAGUCAACAGUCGUGGUGGUCAUGCUGGUGAUGUCGGUGCUGACGUGGUUCGGUUCUUGGAUUGUUGAAGACGUCGACUGAAGACUUUAUGUAUUUGCUAGAUCGUAAUCCGAACUUAUGUAAUUCUUAUAAACUGAGAUGUUUGGUAACGGGAACUGUAUGUCAUAUGCAGACCUCCACACACCAGGGUUCUGCAUUUUUAUAUUGGAAUAUGUUUGGUCAGGAAUGUGUCACAAAGUGCAAGAUUCGAGGGUUGUUCUGGGGUAACCAUGAGGAACUGGUAUAUUCACUGAACGUAGGCACGGAUGUUUACAAGUGGUUGAUAUCAGCAUGUAUAAGGUAGUGUGGCUCAAGACGCGGGCAGACUUUGAGAUGCAUCACUCUGUGGAGACUUCUCUGAAUGUUGUAAUACACUUCAUGAUACGUUGACGUAAAAUUGAGGUGAAGCACCGUGACAAAAAACUUUAAGUUUUUAUUUAGAUAGUUCGAAGCCUUGUAUGUGUUUGUUACGAGAGGUGAAAGAAAUGACCCAAGGACAAUAAAAUGAUGUAUUCUUUAA